GAAGCUGCUGCUCAGCCUGUUUGUUGAUCGCUCUCUGUGGCUUAUUAACACCCGAGUUUAUCGCAGCCGGGCUCAUUUUCUCAGGGGGUUUUCACUUGUCGUCGCCGGGAAGAGACAGGCCGCUUUUUGACAGCGUUUUCAACCACACAGCGAGUAUGUCCUGAGCUCGGAGUUGGACUGAGAGGCUUUUCAGAUGUAGCUUGUUAGCUAGCUGCGUCGCGUACAGUGUACACACAGGCUUUUUGUUCUGCCCAUGGACAGCCUCUGCAUGGCCAAUUAUUACCACUGCUGACUACGGACAGGGCGCAGAAAUCUGUGUCUUUUUUGUUGAGAAACGUGCCAGGAAUAAUACCCCGGUUGUCAACCUCCAGCCCCCGGGGCUAACCCCCGGUCACCGACCGAAUUAAUGGCCGGAAAUCCGAGGAGGGGCGCCGGUCUCAUCGGCUUGAUGAAGGACGCCUUUCAGCCGCACCAGCAGCCGCUCCAGCCGCACCAACCUGCAGUGGUCGAUAAGAAAAUGGUGGAGAAAUGCUGGAAACUCAUGGAUAAGGUGGUGCGUUUGUGCCAGAAUCCCAAGGUGGCAUUGAAGAACAGUCCACCCUACAUCCUGGACCUGCUGCCGGACACCUACCAGCACUUACGCACCAUUUUAUCCAGAUAUGAGGGCAAAAUGGAGAUCCUGGGGGAAAACGAGUAUUUUCGGGUGGUCAUUGAGAACCUGACCAACAAGACGAAGCAGACCAUGAGCCUUUUUAAGGAGGCCAAAGAGAGGAUGUAUGAGGAGAACUCCCAGCCUAGGCGAAACCUCACCAAGCUGUCCUUGAUCUUCAGUCACAUGCUGGCCGAGUUAAAAGCCAUCUUCCCCAAUGGCCUGUUUCAGGGCGACAACUUCAGGAUCACCAAAGCUGAUGCAGCUGAGUUUUGGAGAAGGUCAUUUGGGGACAAGACCAUAGUGCCAUGGAGGACAUUUCGUCAGGCUCUCCACGAGUUUCACCCCAUCAGCUCAGGUCUGGAGGCCAUGGCCCUCAAAUCCACCAUCGACCUCACCUGCAACGACUACAUCUCUGUGUUUGAGUUUGACAUCUUCACAAGGCUCUUCCAGCCGUGGUCGUCUCUUUUAAGGAACUGGAACAGUCUGGCAGUCACACAUCCUGGUUACAUGGCCUUCCUGACCUACGACGAGGUCAAAGCUCGACUGCACAGGUUCAUCCACAAACCUGGCAGCUACAUCUUCAGACUGAGCUGCACUCGGCUGGGCCAGUGGGCGAUCGGCUACGUGACAGCUGAUGGGAACAUCCUGCAGACCAUCCCCCAUAACAAACCACUCUUUCAAGCCCUCAUUGAUGGAUACAGAGAGGGAUUCUAUCUUUUCCCAGAUGGCCGUGCGCAGAAUCCAGACCUCACAGGGUUGUGUGAACCUUCUCCACAGGACCACAUCAAAGUUACUCAGGAGCAGUAUGAGCUGUACUGUGAGAUGGGCUCCACGUUUCAGCUUUGUAAGAUCUGUGCAGAGAACGACAAGGAUGUGAAGAUUGAGCCCUGCAGACACCUGAUGUGCACCUCCUGUCUGACUGCCUGGCAGGAGUCGGAGGGUCAAGGUUGCCCAUUUUGCCGAUGUGAGAUUAAAGGCACAGAGCCCAUCGUCGUGGACCCCUUCCACCCGAAGGCCAGCGGGGCUUCCUUCGCUGGUUUCCAGGGGUCCAGCAGAGCAGAAGCUGCUGGCAAUGAGGAGGAAGAAGACGAUCGUCUGGAAGACCAGCACCUUGUCAUGAGCAGGCUGGCCUGCACCAAGGUCGAGCGCCCACCUUCUCCAGUGUCUCAGCUGCCUCCGGUGCCUCCUCGACUGGACCUCCUGCAGCAGAGAUCCUCCAGCUCCCAUAGUGCACUGGGUCAGGGAGCCACAGCCAAAAUGGCAGCCACACACCGAGACAAGCCUCUACCUCUGCCUCCAGCCCUGAGAGAGCUGCCCCCUCCUCCCCCUCCAGAGCGCCCCUCCCUGGUCGGUCAGGACUCCCGACUCCAGAGGAGACCCCUGCCCUCCACCCCCGACCAGCCUGCCUGGGCCGCCAACUACAUGAUCCCACGUCCUGCCACCAAGGCUCCGUCAGUACUGUCCUCUGCCUCUCAGAGCAACGGGACCGGCGGAGAAGGAAGCAAACCCCAGGCAGCUACCAACGCUGUUUACUGUCUGGCUGCGAGGUCUCUGCCAGCGUCAGCGGUGUCGAGUGGCGAGAAGCUGUCGUCUGACAGCGAGGAGAACGAGUACAUGAGUCCCACCUCCCUGCCGGCCUCUGGUGCCCCCUGGGUCAUUACAGGCUCUUUGGUACCUCCAGCACCGACCCAGACGAACAACCACAAUGACAUCAGCAGUGAGGUGGGCGACAGCGACUCUGAGGACCCCCAGGUUUACGAGUCCAUGUGUAAUAUCCAGAACCAGGCUGGUUCCACUGAGACGACACAGGCCUCUGACCCGGACCACCCUCAACAUCCAGCCCAGGACAAGAAGGAGGAGACGAGUGUGGAGGACAUUUACGAGUACGAUACUCCCCGGCCGGUCGUCCCUCCGGCCCCCACCAGGAGAACCCUGUCAGAGAUCAGCGGUCCCUCUGCGGCCUUCAGCACUCUCAGCAUGGACGCUGCAGUAGAUGCCAGUAUGUUUGCAGCAAGUGUCGACCCUGAACGCCCCCCCAAACCUCUCCCUCGUAGAGCCAACUCUGACCGACGGCCUCGACCGUUGAACCGUGAAUUUCCUCCUCCGUUGCCAGAACUCCCUGGUCCCUCCUCUGCCUCCUCUUCCUCCCCUGCUCCUGCUCCUGCUCCUGCUCCUCCUCCUGCUGCUGCUGCUGCUGCUGCUGCAGGCCCUGGAAGCCUGGCUCUAAACGGGGAGAUCGAAUGCCUGAUGUCGCAAGGCUACUCCAUCCAGGACAUCCAGAAAGCCCUGAUGAUCGCCCAGAACAACCUCGAGACGGCCAAGAACAUCCUGCGCGAGUUUGUCUCCAUCCCCUCCACGGCACACAUCGCCACAUAGUCACUCCAGUCUCGCUCCCCCUCUGUCUCGCCCCUGUCUCCACUCUGUGCCAUUACCAUGGAUAGCAUUUACCAAGCACUUUCCUGCAGGGCCAUGAGUGCUUGUCAAAAGGCUUUAAUGUGAGGCGUAAUGCUGCGUUCACGUCAUAUCGGAAACCGGAAGGUCAGUUGCAAUCGACAGUGAACAAACUGCGUCAGGCUUUACUCACUUUUCUGAGAGGAUUUUUGGUGUGAAAACAGAUUACUUUGGUUACAUGGACUAUUGUUACGCCUCAACUUGGAGAUCGAGGGUUUCAGCCCAAACAGAAAGAGCACAGGGAUGUUGGUAUCCAUCAUUUAAACUUUGGUUAAAGCUCCGUCUGAGAGGCCGAUGUGACCUGAACGCAGCAUACAUGGAGAAUCGAAGCCUUUACGGUGAGCUCUCUGUAGCCGAGCUUUGACCCUGCUGUACUCGCCUCGGUCCGAGUACGGUCUCUCAUUAAGCUAAGUGUUGAAGCUACACUGACUUUGUUCCCCGUGCGGACCGUCGCUUUUCGACUCCCGCUGCUGGCAGCCGUUCAGUUUGGUGCUUUACGGGCUUCUUUGCAAAUCGUGGCGUACGAAAAUAUGUAGCGACACCGGCGCGGUGGGAAAAACUAGUGAUGAACUCCGUGACGCGUGUGCUCAUGCUGAUGAAUGUGAACGUUCAGUUGCAGUGCAGUAUCGCAGGGCUUCGUGUCGUCGUCGUCGUCGUGGCUCGCUCCGUUUCGAUGGUAUUCGACAAGUUGAACAUAAUAACUCCAUUAUCUUCUCUCGGCUCCUGGUUCAACGAUGGUUCUGUAACGAAAUAACAAGUUUAAUGUUUAAGUACUCUCAUAACGUGUUGUGCCGUGUGUAGUACUAACAAUGGGCUCAUUUAAUUCCAUGAUUUCACGCCACCGUGUGGUGGUCCGACACUGAAGGCUGGUUUAUUUAGUCGAACGCUUCUCUAGACUUUUCUAGUUUCAUAGUAAGAACCGAAAGAACUUUAACAUGAGCUGUGGGCUUUUAUUCUAACGGCUCAGCAUCACAGAAUUUAUCUCUGCAUUUGUGCCCAGUAGAGCUUCAAAGGGUUCACCAGAAAUCAGACUGAAGGGAUUUACACUCCGCUCUAAAGCAAAAAAAAAAAAACUGAAGGUGGUGCAAUGUCAUGUGGACUCAGGUACUGUGUAAUAAGCCAGGGUUGUAUGUAAUGAAUGAACAGAUGUAAAGGACACAGAGAUGGUAAUACAGCGAGCACUCCCUCAGCUUUUGCAGAAACAUUCCAGUGAUUGGAUUCUUUUUUUUUUUUUUUUAAGUUGCCUGCAUUAAUUAACAUCUUUAAAAUCGAUGUUGCGACGCUUCCCAGAACUCAUUCGCUCCUUAAUUUAAACUCUGGAUACGUUUAACAUGGUUAAAACAAUCCACAAGUCCUGGAUGAACAUCUCAGCAGUCUAUAGAAGUCAUUAUGGGAUGGACGUCACCAGCUGGUACUCAACCUCCUGAGCAACUUCAUAAGAUACGAGAGCCGACUCAGCCGGACUUUCAGUUUUUCUAGAGGUGGCACCAACACAUAUCUGAGCCAUUCAUGUUCUGCAGUGCACUUUUAUAGGUUAUUUAAGCACCACCCUCAAACCUGGACCAGUUGUUCCAAAUUGCGCUUUUGCAGAUCAAUCAGUCGAUAAACAGAAAAAUAAUCUGCAACUAGUUUGUGAAUCGAUUUUUCAUUUCUAGUCAGUUGUUCCAGAUUUUCUGUCGUGUCGAUUUGCUGUUUCUUGCUCUCAUGCGACGUAGCAAGUUGAUAAUUCAGGGGUAAGAACAUGACAUUUGGACUUCUCAGGCACUUUUCAGGAUUUUCUGACAUUCACAGUUACAAUUAAUUGAGAAAAUUUGCAGCAGGUUAAUUGAUAAUGAAAUAAUCUUUGGCUGCAGCUCUGUUCAAAUGAGAUUGUUUCUAUCUUUAGUCUGGCUGCAGGGCGUUACUUUAAUCAAUAAGACAAAAAGUGAACUCUUGUGCCACCUUUUUACAGGGCUCAACAUAAGUGGAAGUCACAGGUCUUUAACAGCGUAAACUGUUGCUUUACACUCAGCUGGCGGUGUUUUGAUGCCACGUUGCUCGGUCCACCAUGGAAAUAUCUCCAAAACCUUCAGAUACGUUGACAUAAACCUUUCGUACAGGCACUUAUGUUUGAUUAAAGGUGGAGUAAGUGUCUCUAAUCCAACACAAUUUUCAUCAAAUUCAGUUGGGAGAUGAAGGAAAAUGGGAGCAACAGUAAAUCUAGCAUGUGCUAACUACUUAGAUAUGCUAACUAUCUAAAUAUCAACAAUCUUUCUCCAGAAUCCAAACUCCAUCUUUAAUCCUGCUGACUUCAGUGAUUGUUUUUUUCCUGUGGUGCCAUCGUAAAAUGCUUUGUUAACUUUUCAGGAUCCUCGUAGGAUAAACCGCUAGCGCCAUAAUCUGCUCAAAACCUCAGUUCUUCUGGUAAACAUCGGUGUCGUCUGCGUGAGCUCUCAGUAUUGUUCAUUUUUCUUGAAAGUUGCUCAGUAGAUUGUUGACCAUCCGGUGAGUUCAACGUUCUUCCAGUAAAUCACUUUUAUUACCUGCUGGUCUCAAGUCCCGCCACACUCCCACAAAAGCAGCGUGUAGAAAUGAAACUGAGUCAACUAAACAGUCGUCUAAAGUUGUGGGUUUCGCUCAGGUUCUAGUUUCUUUCCAGUGGACCAAAAAUGAGCAGCAGUCACUCGCAGGCACCUUCUACCUUUUGUCAUAUCUACACGAGGCUCAGUAUCCCAAAAGAGGAUCAGAACGACCAUUGAAAGACGCCACAGCAGGCAAACGGUGCAAUUAAAGCGUACAAGAUGCUCGAUUCGCUGCAACAAGGCGGAUUCAUAGUAACAGAAGUUCUGCUUUAGAGAGAAGUGGUGGAAAUGUUUAAUUAUGAGCACUAUUUCUCAUUAUCUUCCCUUUCCAAACUAAAUGUCUAACUUUCUGCAGUAACAUGUACAGUAAAUGUGCCUUCUGUCAAUUACAACCUGCACACGCCAGCAAACCAAAACAAACUGGAAAUUACAGCAGAUUCUCUCAGAUAUUUAUGUUCACUAACUCCACACGGGGGCAUUUGGUAGAUAGUUUUAUUUUUUGUUGUUUUUUUUUUUUAUUAAGGCCAAUAUAGACAUUUGAAAGUUUAAAAAAAAAUACAAGUAUAUCAGUUGAAGUUUGUGUUUUUAAUUUUAUAUUAUUAUUGAGGAGCCCUUAAAUUUGGUAAUGAAAGAUCUUGUGACCAAAUAUACACCAAGCGGGACUUUUUACAGUUAGAAAAACGACCUUCAGCGCUCUCUGGUGGACAAACUGCGUAACGACGGGAUAGUUUGAGCGACCUCGGACGUGUUUUUUUUGUCCCAGUAGCUCACUGAAGACACAAAGUAGAGACUUUAUGUUGCAGUUUUGAUUUAUUGUCAUUAAUUCUUACAAGAUCCAUCACGCACUGAGUCAUAUUUCUGUCUUUUAUUGAGCGCAGUGUUUGGCUGCACAGAUAACUGCUGUAUUUAUCAGGCUGAUUUUAAUUUCCUGUUGUGUUUUUUUUUGUCUGUUUUGCCUCCACGAUCUUGGGAGAACAAAAGCAUGCCCAGUGUCGUUAAAACCUCUAAAGACACUCGGACCAGCCUGAAAUUGUCGUACAAAUGUUAAUCCACAGAAAUCUUUGCAGCUUUAACCCCCCUCCAAAAAAAAAACCAAAAGCAUUUUUAAAGCGCUGUGCUGCUCCUCGUGUCGCCCCCGGACAGUGACAGAAUGUGUCGUAGGUCCCUCGGCUUCGUGUUUCACCUGAUCUCAGCGUUUGGACUCCUGGACCGUGAAGGUGUCGAGGAUCCACUCGAGGCCUGAAUCACUGCCAGAGGCUCCGCCGUCUCGCUCGCUUUCCCCUCUUAGAGCCGCCGACAAGCUCAGCCGGCGCGUCGGUUCAGAUCCGCUGAUUAAUCCGUGUGGUGUAAUCAUGUUAACUCGCCUUUUCAACAGGAACUUGCCUACUAAAAAGUUGUCUUCAUUGCUUCGUUAUUGCCUGUGUAGAUACGAUUUUAUUUAUUGUCUUUUUAAUAUCCUCAGCAUUCAUUGUGUUGCCAUGUUUUCAUGCCUAAGCCAUUAAGAUUUUUAAUUAAACUGUAUUUUCUUUAACAUUU
Messenger RNA from Stegastes partitus (bicolor damselfish), 7200 nucleotides. Its product is annotated as E3 ubiquitin-protein ligase CBL-like. Gene Ontology annotation, biological process: cell surface receptor signaling pathway; negative regulation of epidermal growth factor-activated receptor activity. The transcript is spliced from 15 exons. Gene Ontology annotation, cellular component: plasma membrane; membrane raft. The coding region runs from base 407 to 3028 and encodes 873 amino acids. The record is from RefSeq and is a predicted model, not a curated record. Gene Ontology annotation, molecular function: SH3 domain binding; receptor tyrosine kinase binding; phosphotyrosine residue binding. Lineage: Eukaryota; Metazoa; Chordata; Actinopteri; Pomacentridae.